UUUAUUUAUUUUUCCAUUGUUCAUUUUAUCAUCGUGGAACAUAUUGAAUAAAAUACUUGUUAUUAAACUGGGAUUUUCUUCAAUCUGAGAUAUAAUCACAGACUGAUUCUUCUUGUGGGACUAGUUUUAUUAGGAUCCUACUAGUUGUCUGGUGAGGAUAUAAUACCAGUCUGUCUCUGAGAUGGAGUCCAGAACUCUUCUACUUGUUCUGGGUCUUGAUUUCAUUCUACUGGUGAACCUAGUGGCCAAAGGUUGUGACCCUGGCUUCAUAGCCAAAGGGAGUCAAAAAUGUGAUGAUAUAGAUGAGUGUAAAGAGUGGGACAGUACCCCACCCUGUGGAAGUAAAGCUGCAUGUUUCAACACACAGGGGAGCUUCUACUGUCACUGUCUACCUGGGUUCAUAUCCACAACGACUGACUACUUUACUCCUCUCACAGGGAAAUGUAAGGACAUUGAUGAGUGCCUGAUAACACAGGUUUGUGGCAGCAACACCAUUUGCCUCAACACCAUUGGGAGCUACAACUGCCAGUGCCAACCUGGCUUCAGAGUCUCUACUUACACUGGACGCUGUACAGAUGAGGAUGAGUGUGUGUGGGUUCCCCCGGUGUGUGGCGCUCUGGGGAUAUGCACAAACACACCUGGCCGAUACACCUGCACCUGUCCGCCAGGGCUCAGUAACCACGGCAACAACACUGCCCCCUGCACAGACAUCGAUGAGUGCCUGGAGAAAACACACAGUUGUGGCAGCAACGCUAGUUGCCUCAACACCAUUGGGAGCUUCCACUGCCAGUGUCAACCUGGGUUCAGAUUCUCUAAUCACACUGUGAAGGACUGAUGGAAAGUCCAAUAUCAAGUUAUCUGAUGAGUUUCCCAAUGAUUUUGUCACGUCUGCUCCUGCUCCCCCUCUCUGACGCUCGAGGUUGCCAGGCGACUCAUCAUUACUCACACCUCUCCCCAUCGUUACGCGCCCCAGCACUUCAUCGGACUCACCUGGACUCCAUCACGUCAUUGAUUAUCUAUCCUAUAUCUGUCACCCAUCCAGUUCAUUUUACACAUCUGCAUUGAUGUUGUUUUGUUUCUCCUGUCCAGAAGCUCUUACUGUUUUUCAUGUCUGUUAACCCAUUAAAUAUUCAUUCCCUGUACUUACUUCUCAUCUCCCAGCGUCUGGCAUCACAGAGCCAUUUCAGAUUGUGUACAUUUCCUUUUUAAAGACUUGCUGAGGCAUUUAACAGUUAGUGAGACUGUAGUAAUAUACAGUAUAAAGAUACCUGGAUCCAGCUGUUUUUCAGUUUAUUUUUAUUUAAAUUGAACCUUUAUUUGACUAGACAAGUCAGUUAAAAACAAAAUGUUACUUACAAUGAUGCCCUAGGAACAGUGGGUUAACUGCCCUGUUCAGGGGCAGAACAACAUAUAUAUUUUCUAUCAGCUCCAGAGAUUCGAUCUAGCAACCAUUCGGUUAUUGUCACAAUGCUCUAACCACUAGGCUACCUGCCACUAGGAUACCAAUCUCCUCUCUUGGGUAGGGGGUAGUAUUUUCACCUCCUGAUGAAAAGCAUGCCCAAAGUAAAUUGCCUGUUACUCAAUCCCAGAAUUUAGGAUAUGCAUAUAAUUAGUAGAUUUGGAUAGAAAACACUCUAAAGUUUCCAAAACUGUUAAAAUAAUAUGCCUGUGAGUAUAACAGAACUGAUAUGGGAGGCGAAAACCUGAGAAAAAUCCAUCCAGGAAGUGGAAUUGUUUUCAUGUGGUUGUUUUUCAUUUAAAUAGUUUGUCUGGUUUCAGGCUUUUAUUUUAUUAUUAUUAUUAUUAUUAUUAUUAUUAUUAUUUAUUAUUGAAAAACGACGUGUUAAAAGCCAUUUCAACAGUUUUAACAAUAGUUUUCCUAGUGUCAUACAAGGAGGGAAAAUAUUGCUGUCUGAAGAGGUAGCAUUGAAUUGUACACAGCAUCUCCUCUCACUCUAUCUUGGUUCGUGCAGGUGACUGUGACCACCUCCUCAGACCAAUUGACAGUACGCCCAGAACAUUGUUCUGGGAACCAAAAUGAGUAUCUCAGUUUCAAGUUUUGAGAGAAGAACCCUUGUUAGUUAUCAGUCAGUCAGUCACUUGCAGGAACCAAUUUUGCAUAAUGAAUCAUGUAAAUCAUGCUUAUAUGAAUUGUGUGGAUAGCCGUAUAUUAGAGAACUAACGGGACUGUCCCGGCAGAGCUCCUGACCGAUGUGAACUAUGCAUGAAGUUUGCUGGAACCUCUCCAGCUUGCUGAUAAUAAAGAAUGAUUCAUUUAAGUUUGA
This is a messenger RNA of Oncorhynchus keta (chum salmon), 2285 nucleotides long. RefSeq names its product adhesion G protein-coupled receptor E1-like. Gene Ontology annotation, molecular function: calcium ion binding. Bases 182 to 835 code for a protein of 217 amino acids. Lineage: Eukaryota; Metazoa; Chordata; Actinopteri; Salmoniformes; Salmonidae. The transcript is spliced from 6 exons. The record is from RefSeq and is a predicted model, not a curated record.